AUGGAAAAGUGGUUGAAAUGGAUAGCAAAAACUACGUCGCCACCGCCGGUUGAUUGUGAUGAAAAGACAGAAGAUGUUCUUAUAAAUGACAAAAGUGGCACUGAGGCUGACUUCCAAGCUCCCUCAACGAGUUCGCAUGAAUCCAAACGACGGAAAGUUGUAGGAAAAUAUGACCCUGAAUAUCUAAAACUAGGAUUCACUUGGAAUCAUGAUACGAUAGAUCUGCGUCCUCAAUGCGUGAUUUGCUACGAAAUAUUAGCGAACGAAAGUAUGCUCCCAAGUAAGUUGACGCGUCAUAUAGAAAUGAAGCAUUCCCAUUUUACGAAUAAGCCAGUAGAUUUUUUUCAAAGAAAAUUGUUGGAUAUGAAAUCUUCAAAAAAUAUUGUUUCACAUUUCAUUAAUAUUAAUGAAAAUGCUGUAUAUGCCUCGUACCUCAUUAGCUUAAGGAUCGCCAGAGCAGGAAAGCCUCAUACCAUUGGCAAAGAUUUAGUGUUACCAUCGAUUAAAGAUGCUGUUGGAGCGAUGUUUGGAGAAAAAACUGUUGCACGACGAAUCGACGAAAUGACUGAAUGGGCAGAGGACGAAUUAAUCCGGAGGGUAUUUUGUAGUAAAUAUUAUACGUUACAACUAGAUGAGUCUACUGACGUGCAAGGCCUAUUUCAACUACUUGUUUUUGUGCGUUAUAUAUGGCAAAACAACGAGCAUGAAGAUAUCUUGUUCUGCAAGUCAAUUAGUCGUGGAACGGCCGAGGAAAUUUUCAAUGUAAUUGAUUCCUAUAUAAAAGAGAAAGGUUUACAGUGGAAGAACUGCUUCGGUAUAUGCACUGACGGUGCGCGGGCUAUGUGCGGGAAAAAUAGCAGUGUUGUUACAAGAGUUCUUAAACAAAGCCCCUGUGCUUUGUGGACACACUGUAGCCUUCACAGAGAAGCACUGGUUUCAAAAGCAUUACCCAAUGAUUUCAAAACAGUACUAAAUACAGCUGUGAAAAUUGUAAAUUAUAUUAAAACAAAACCCUUACAAGCACGUUUAUUUCAAAAGCUGUGUGAAGAAAUGGGUAGUCUUCAUACAUCUCUUCUUCUGCAUACGGAGGUACGUUGGUUAUCCAGGGGGAAAGUACUGACACGAUUAGUGGAAUUACGCAAUGAAGUUACAAUUUACUUGGAAGGAAAAACUGAAUAUAUUGAAUCUAUACUGCACAAAAAAUUCAUUCUCAAGCUCACAUACUUGGAGGAUAUUUUUUUGAAAUUAAACGAAUUCAAUUUGAUUUUGCAAGGUUCAAGCGAAUCAGACAUUUUUGUAGUUCACGAUAGAAUUCGAGAUGGCAAGUAUGAUUGUUUUGAAACUCUUGAAACUUUUAUUAUAGAAAACCAAGUGCAGCCAAAGACGAACGUACUGUCUGCAAUUUCCACUCAUUUGUCAUUGUUAAAAAAUAACUUUGAUGCCUAUUUCGGGGAAGAGAUGAAAAAGCUCGACUCGUUGAAUUGGAUUUGUAACCCAUUUCAAGACCGCCUACCAAGUAGUAUGUCAACAAAAGCAAGUGAAGAACUCAUUGAUUUAUCAGAAGAUACGAGUAUGUCACUGAAAAAUAGUUUAAAUCGCAAGCAGUUAACGAAAUUCUGGCUCUCAGUUGCUGGGAACUAUCCUUGCCUGUUUGAUGAAGCUCUAAAAGUCCUCCUACCCUUCAGUACCUCAUAUCUAUGUGAGGUCGGAUUUUCGGCUAUGAUCAGCAUUAAAACUAAAUACCGAAAUAAAUUGGACGUAUCAAACUCACUGCGAUUUAAAGUAACUAAAAUUGAAGUUGAUGCUAAAGCUGUAAUGACAAAAAAUAGGAAACAAAUACACCUUUUAAUUGAAAUAACAGUCCUUGUAGGUAUUUAA
Polypterus senegalus (gray bichir) is the source of this 1878-nucleotide messenger RNA. Its product is annotated as zinc finger BED domain-containing protein 5-like. Lineage: Eukaryota; Metazoa; Chordata; Cladistia; Polypteriformes; Polypteridae. Bases 1 to 1878 code for a protein of 625 amino acids. The record is from RefSeq and is a predicted model, not a curated record. The transcript is spliced from 2 exons.